CUGUGAAAUUUCAAGAGGAGUCCCAAUAUUUGAAACUUGGAGAACAACAACAAAAAGAAUGAGUGCUCCUUUGGUAAACACUCCACAGGGUUUGUUAACCUUCAAUGAUGUGUCUUUGAACUUCUCACUGGAGGAAUGGGAAUGUCUCAAUUUUGCUCAACGGUCAUUGUACAUAGAUGUAAUGUUGGAGAAUUUCAACAAUCUAUUGUUUUUGGAAAAUCAUCUCAUACAUGGAAGACAUCUGAAGGUCUUAGAUCAAGACACAGAGUGCAAUGUCCAUGAACAUGUGAAUAUGCAAGAGAAGUCUUAUAAAUGUAAUGAGCUCAGCAAAAUGAUUAAUGAAUCCACCCAAAGUACACCUGAUAAAACUAACCACAGAGAUGCCUCACUUCAAUCCUCAACCCUGAAAAGACUUAAAAUUGAGAAAACCAGAGAAGUUUCCAAAUAUAAAGACUGUAUCAAGUAUUUAAAUGAGUGCUCUAUAAAUAAUCUAAAUCAAGGAAUACACAUAGGGAAGAAAGAAAACAACAAUCCAGAAUUUGAUAAGGGUUUUGUAUCUAAACAUAAACUGAUGCUGAAACCAAACAAUAAUGGUAAGAAGUUUUACAAAUGUAGUCAAUGUGACAGAUGCUUUACUCAAAGAGGCAUUCUUAGAAUUCAUCAUAGAAUUCAUACAGGAGAGAAACCUUACAAAUGCAGUGACUGUGACAAAUGCUUUACCCAAAAAUGCAGUCUGGAAUGUCAUCAGCGAAUUCAUACAGGAGAGAAACCUUACAAAUGCAGUGAAUGUGACAAAUGCUUUACCCAAAAAUGCAGUCUUGAUUGUCAUCAGCGAAUUCAUACUGGAGAGAAACCUUACAAAUGCAGUGAAUGUGACAAAUGCUUUACCCAAAAAUGCAGUCUUGAUAGUCAUCAGCGAAUUCAUACUGGAGAGAAACCUUACAAAUGCAGUGAAUGUGACAAAUGCUUUACUGUCAAAAGUAGACUUAGAAUUCAUCAGAAAAUUCAUACAGAAGAGAGACCAUACGAAUGCAGUGAAUGUGACAAAUGCUUUACUCAUAAAUGCACUCUCCAUAGACAUCAGAGAAUUCAUACAGGAGAGAAACCUUACAAAUGCAGUGAAUGUGACAAAUGCUUUACCGGACAAUCUUAUCUUAGGAUUCAUCAGAGAAUUCAUACAGGAGAGAAACCUUACAAAUGCAGUGAAUGUGACAAAUGCUUUACCGGACAAUCCUAUCUUAGGAUUCAUCAGAGAAUUCAUACAGGAGAGAAACCUUACAAAUGCAGUGAAUGUGACAAAUGCUUUACCCAAAAAUGCAGUCUUGAUAGUCAUCAGCGAAUUCAUACUGGAGACAAACCUUACAAAUGCAGUGAAUGUGACAAAUGCUUUACUGUCAAAAGUACUCUUAGAAUUCAUCAGAAAAUUCAUACAGGAGAGAAACCUUACAAAUGCAGUGAAUGUGACAAAUGCUUUACUGUCAAAAGUAGACUUAGAAUUCAUCAGAAAAUUCAUACAGGAGAGAAACCUUACAAAUGCAGUGAAUGUGACAAAUGCUUUACCCAAAAAUGCACUCUCCAUAGUCAUCAGAGAAUUCAUACAGGAGAGAAACCUUACAAAUGCAGUGAAUGUGACAAAUGCUUUACUUGA
Messenger RNA from Apodemus sylvaticus (European woodmouse), 1648 nucleotides. Its product is annotated as gastrula zinc finger protein XlCGF26.1-like. The record is from RefSeq and is a predicted model, not a curated record. The transcript has 3 exons. The coding region runs from base 59 to 1648 and encodes 529 amino acids. Gene Ontology annotation, biological process: regulation of DNA-templated transcription. NCBI's taxonomy places the organism in Eukaryota, Metazoa, Chordata, Mammalia, Rodentia, Muridae.